AUGGGUUUUAGUGUUAGUAUCACGGGUGCAUUAGUGAUAGUGUUGGUGUGUAUCAGUGGCAUGUGUAGUGCGCAGCUGAGCUCCAACUUCUAUGACACCUCAUGCCCCAAGGCUCUCUCCACCAUUAGAUCAGCCAUUCGAUCCGCGAUCUCUGACGAGAGACGCAUGGGCGCUUCUCUCAUCUUUCUUCAUUUCCAUGACUGCUUCGUUAAUGGAUGCGAUGGUUCGUUAUUAUUGGACGACACGUCUUCAUUUAGCAGUGAGAAGAACUCACAUGCCAACAACAACUCGACGAGACGAUUCGAAGUGAUUGAUGAGGUGAAAUCAGAGGUGGAGAGCAUAUGCCCAGGUGUUGUAUCGUGCGCUGACAUCCUGGCCGUUGCAGCAAGAGACUCAUCCGAAGCU
Molecule: messenger RNA, 405 nt
Organism: Amborella trichopoda
Lineage: Eukaryota; Viridiplantae; Streptophyta; Magnoliopsida; Amborellales; Amborellaceae
Source: RefSeq, a predicted model, not a curated record